Nicotiana tabacum (common tobacco) is the source of this 682-nucleotide messenger RNA. NCBI's taxonomy places the organism in Eukaryota, Viridiplantae, Streptophyta, Magnoliopsida, Solanales, Solanaceae. The record is from RefSeq and is a predicted model, not a curated record.
AUGAAAACGCAGCCCUUUGAGGGUGAUAAUUCGGAACAAUUACCAUCAGAAAUCUCCUAUCAAAGUCUUGAGCCUACAAGUAAGUCUGUCUCGAAUUUACCUUCUUCAGCGCUUGAGGGGCCUAAGCUUGUGUACAAGUCCAGUAAAAGGGUGGCAACACCGAUGAUCCUUACUUGUGAAGACCUUGAGCAUACAAUGUUGUCAGAGUUCAGCGAGAAGAAGUCUAAUUCACAGCCACAAGGCUGGAGUACUAAGCGCACAAAGACUGAAAAACCUGUAAAUGUGGAUAGCCAGGCAUAUCAGACAGGGGCAGAUCUAGGGUGUAAUAUACGGGUUCUCGAGAACCUAGAAAACUUACAAUUUUCAAGCACAGAACAGUCCAUAUUGCAAAGCUUGAAACAACAUUGGCGCGAUUCGGAGUUCCUCCACUCCUGGGAUUUGAAUUCUUCAGCAUGCAAUUGGUCAGGAGUUUCAUGCGUCAAUGGCAAGGUGACAGAGCUAAAUCUUGGAGAAAAGAACAUUACUGGAAUAAUUCCAUCUACAUUUUGUCAGCUCAAGAACCUUACCUUAAUUGAUCUCUCCAACAAUAACAUUUCAGGGACCAUACCAGCUAGCCUGAAGGACUGCUCAAAGCUACAACAUCUGGACUUAUCCAAUAAUUAUUUGAGAGAUCAGUUUCCAG